Lutzomyia longipalpis is the source of this 1802-nucleotide messenger RNA. RefSeq names its product mitochondrial-processing peptidase subunit alpha. The coding region runs from base 122 to 1762 and encodes 546 amino acids. Gene Ontology annotation, molecular function: metalloendopeptidase activity; metal ion binding. Gene Ontology annotation, cellular component: mitochondrion. NCBI's taxonomy places the organism in Eukaryota, Metazoa, Arthropoda, Insecta, Diptera, Psychodidae. The record is from RefSeq and is a predicted model, not a curated record. The transcript is spliced from 3 exons.
GACAGGACUGACAGGAAAAUUUUCUGGAACGAAGUUUGGGAUUCUCGGUGUGAUUUCGCAUGAUUUAAUCAGAUUUUUCAGGGAAAAUUAGAGGAAAAAACAUUAAAAGGACUUUACCACAAUGUCCCUGCGUGUGAAUAUUUCCAAAUUAGCACGGGGUGUUUUCCUAAAUAGGCCACGAUUGUGGCGGAAUUUCACCCAGAGAACGCCCCAGGAUGGUGGCGGAAACACCGGAAGUGCCAGUGGGGGUGGAUCAACAAUCAAUGUGCCAUCGCAGAAAGUUGUGACACCCCUGCCGCCACUCUCAGAGCCUCUGGAUAAUCUGCAGGAUGUGCAAUACGCCUCUGUGACACAGGAACAGAACACCACGCACGUUACCACCCUAUCCAAUGGGCUGCGGGUGGCAUCAGAGAGUAGAUUUGGGCAAUUCUGCACCAUUGGGGUUGUUAUUGAUUCCGGGGCUCGCUAUGAGGUUGCCUAUCCCAAUGGGGUGUCGCACUUCCUGGAAAAAUUAGCUUUCCAGUCAACUGAAAAUUACCCGGAUAAGGAUAACAUUCUCAAGGAAUUGGAACGUCAUGGAGGCAUCUGUGAUUGUCAGAGUAGCCGGGAUACCUUCAUCUAUGCCGCCAGUGUUGACAGUCGGGGAUUGGAGAGUGUUACAAGAAUCCUCGCGGAUGUGGUACUGCGUCCGACUUUGCAACUGGAUGAAAUUGACAUAGCACGACAGACGAUUCUCUUUGAAUUGGAAUCCCUGAAGAUGCGCCCGGAGCAGGAUCUCAUUCUCACAGACAUGAUUCACGCUGCUGCAUACAGAGACAACACACUGGGCUUCCCAAAACUCUGCCCUGAAUCCAAUGCUCCGCUAAUUGAUCGGAGUACCCUCCUCAGCUACCUAAAGCUCCAUCAUACACCCUCAAGGAUGGUCGUGGCGGGAGUUGGGGUGCCGCACGAUGAACUAGUCCGACACGUUGAGAAGUACUUUGUGGACACCCCAACAACGUGGGGCAGUGAGAACAUCAAGACAAAGGGCCCCAAUGCAGCUGACACCUCCCUCGCACUCUACACAGGUGGCUCGAAGAUUGAGGAAUGCGAAAUUCCCAUCUAUGCAGCUGCGGGACUUCCGGAAUUGGCGCAUGUGGUGAUUGGGCUCGAGGGAUGCUCCCAUCGUGAUCCCGACUUCAUCCCAGCGUGCGUUCUGAACAUCAUGAUGGGCGGUGGGGGCUCCUUCUCCGCCGGUGGCCCCGGGAAGGGAAUGUACACGCGCCUGUAUACAAAUGUCCUCAACAGAUUCCACUGGAUGUACAGCGCAACAGCCUUCAAUCAUGCCUACAAUGACAGUGGGAUCUUCUGCAUUCACGCCAGCGCGCCACCGUCGCAUGUUCGUGGAAUGGUGGAGGUGCUCACCAAGGAACUCGUCACAAUGGCCACAUGUCCGGGAGAGCAGGAACUCCGCCGGGCUAAGACGCAGCUCCAAUCGAUGCUGCUGAUGAAUCUGGAGGCUCGCCCGGUUGUCUUUGAGGAUAUUGGCCGGCAAGUCUUGUCCACGGGACACAGGAAGCGUCCGGAAGACUUUAUCCGGGAAAUUGAACAAAUCCGCUCUGAGGAUAUUAUGCGAUUUGCCAAGAAGUUGCUGUCCUCGAAGGUAGCUCUGGCAGCUCGUGGGGAGAUCAAAGGUAUUCCAAAUAUUGAGGAUAUUCAGUCGGGACUGGGGCACGGUGAGGGGCGACUUCCCAACAGUCGGAGACUCUCCCUCUUCCGAUAGAAUUCUUGCAUUGUAAAUAAAUAAAAAAUGGAUCAGUUGA